This is a messenger RNA of Drepanopeziza brunnea f. sp. 'multigermtubi' MB_m1, 324 nucleotides long. RefSeq lists its product as uncharacterized. Gene Ontology annotation, cellular component: cytoplasm; nucleus. Gene Ontology annotation, biological process: protein urmylation; tRNA thio-modification. Gene Ontology annotation, molecular function: protein tag activity. Lineage: Eukaryota; Fungi; Ascomycota; Leotiomycetes; Helotiales; Drepanopezizaceae. The record is from RefSeq and is a predicted model, not a curated record.
AUGGCUUCUCAACCCCUUAUUUCUCUUGUUGUCGAGUUCUCCGGUGGCCUGGAGAUGCUCUUCUCCGAUGAGCGUCAGCACAAGCUCCAGGUCCCUGCCACAGACGAAAAGGGAAACGCCGUCACCGUCGGAUGGCUCGUCAACUAUCUCUGCGAGGAGCUCAUGAAAGAUGCAAGGAAGGAGAUGUUCAUACUGGAUGGUCACGUCCGCCCGGGAAUCCUGGUACUGAUCAACGAUGCCGACUGGGAGUUAGAGGGCGAAGCUACUUACGCCCUGCAACACAAUGACAAUAUUCUCUUCGUCUCAACUCUACAUGGAGGCUAA